Indicator indicator is the source of this 3741-nucleotide messenger RNA. It is a transcript of the gene PCDH11X, whose product is annotated as protocadherin 11 X-linked. The transcript is spliced from 6 exons. Bases 1 to 3741 code for a protein of 1246 amino acids. Gene Ontology annotation, molecular function: calcium ion binding. Gene Ontology annotation, biological process: homophilic cell-cell adhesion. NCBI's taxonomy places the organism in Eukaryota, Metazoa, Chordata, Aves, Piciformes, Indicatoridae. The record is from RefSeq and is a predicted model, not a curated record. Gene Ontology annotation, cellular component: plasma membrane.
AUGGACUUGCUGUCUGGAACCUACCUCUUGGCAGUCUUAUUAGCCUGUAUUGUAUUCCAGUCUGGCGCCCAGGAGAAGAACUACACCGUGCGGGAAGAACUGCCUGAAAAUGUCCUCAUUGGCAAUUUGCUCAAGGAUCUUAACCUAACACUGGACCCAGACAUGCCCCUUUCCUCACCACUGCAGUUCAAGCUUGUGUACAAGACUGGGGAUGUACCAUUAGUACGGGUGGAGGAGAACACAGGGGAGAUAUUCACCACUGCCAACCGCAUAGACCGGGAGAAGCUGUGCUCCGGCAUCUUCACUGAGAAUCGCUGCUUCUAUGAGGUGGAGGUUGCUGUUUUGCCUGAUGAGGUGUUCAGAUUGGUCAAGAUCAGAUUCCUAAUAGAGGAUAUAAAUGACAAUGCCCCCCUUUUCCCCUCGACAGUUAUUAACAUUUCUAUCCCUGAAAACACAGCCAUUAACUCCCGCUAUUCCGUGCCAUCCGCCAUCGAUCCGGACAUCGGGGUGAAUGGUAUCCAACAUUAUGAGCUCCUUAAGCCCAAAACAACUCUGAAAAGGACCUUUGGAUCCAUUACAAAUGAUCAGGGUCAAAACGUGUUUGGUCUUGAUAUAAUUGAGACACCUGAGGGAGAUAAGUGGCCUCAACUUAUUGUCCAGCAGAUCCUGGACAGGGAACAGAAGGAUACCUAUGUGAUGAAAAUUAAAGUUGAAGAUGGUGGAAGCCCUCCAAGGUCUAGCACUGCCAUCCUGCAGGUCACAGUGACUGAUGUGAAUGACAACCGCCCGGUGUUCAAGGAGAAUGACAUUGAAGUUAGUGUUCCAGAAAAUGCUCCAGUGGGCACCUCUGUUUCUCAGCUCCAUGCCACUGAUGCAGACCUGGGCUCAAAUGCACAAAUCCACUUCUAUUUCAGCAACCAGCUCUCCAGUCUGGCCAAGAGGCUCUUUGCCAUCGAUAACACCACUGGCCUCAUCACUAUACAAGAACCACUAGACAGGGAGGAAUCUCCUGUCCACAAAUUAACCGUUUUGGCCAGUGAUGGCAGCUCCACUCCAUCGAGAGCUACAGUGACCGUGAACGUCACAGACAUCAACGACAACGUCCCAUCCAUAGACACGAGGUACAUCAUCAACCCUGUGAACGGCACGGUGCUUCUGUCCGAGAAGGCUCCCCUCAACACCAAAAUCGCCCUGAUCACCGUCAUGGACAAGGACGCUGACCUGAACGGGAAGGUGACUUGUUUUACGGAUCACGAUGUCCCUUUCAGGCUGAAGCCGGUGUUUGAUAACCAGUUCCUCCUGGAGACAGCCACCUUUCUAGAUUAUGAAGCCACACGGGAAUAUGCCAUUAAAAUAGUGGCUUCGGAUUCGGGGAAGCCUCCCUUGAACCAGUCUGCAAUGCUCCUGAUCAAAAUCAAAGACGAAAAUGACAACGCCCCAGUCUUCACACAGCCCGUCAUAGGCCUUUCCAUCCCCGAAAACAACGCUCCUGGCACUCAGCUGACCAAGAUAAGCGCUACGGACGCUGACAGUGGGCGCAAUGCUGAGAUCAGCUACAUCCUGGGUUCUGAUGCACCCCCUAUCUUUAACCUUGACCGCCGUACAGGCAUUCUGACAGCAGUGAGAAAGCUGGACAGAGAAAAGCAAGACAGGUACUCCUUUAGUGUGCUGGCUAAGGAUAAUGGGAUGCCACCCUUGCAGACCAACGCUACUGUGACAGUGUCAGUCCUGGACCAGAACGAUAACAGUCCUGCCUUCACACAUAAUGAAUAUAAUUUCUAUGUGCCAGAAAACUUACCCAUGUAUGGCACAGUGGGGCUUAUCACAGUUACAGAUGCUGACUCAGGAGAGAAUGCUGCAGUCACUCUGUCUAUAUUAAAUGGUAGAGAUAAUUUCAUUAUAGAUCCCCUUACUGGUGUCAUAAGACCUAAUAUUACCUUUGAUAGGGAACAGCAGGGGUCAUACACUUUCCAGGUGAAAGCUGUGGAUGGUGGAAGACUGCAGCGUUCCUCAACUGCCAAAGUGACCAUCAAUGUUGUUGAUGUAAAUGACAACAGGCCUGUUUUUGUCACUCCUUCCUCUAAUUAUUCGUAUGAGUUGGUUCCAACAUCCACCAGUCCAGGGUCUGUAGUUACUAAAGUCUUUGCAGUUGAUAAUGACACAGGAAUGAAUGCAGAACUCCGCUAUAGCAUCAUAGGUGGGAACUCCAGGGGCUUGUUUACAAUUGACCAAUUGACAGGCAAUAUUACUUUGAAGGAGAAGGUAAUUACAUCAGAUCAUGGCUUGCACAGGCUAGUGAUAAAAGUCAAUGACCUAGGACAGCCAGAGUCUCUUUAUACCAUUGCUCUUGUGCAUUUAUUUGUGAACGAGACAGUCACCAACAGCUCCUAUGUGCAAGAGCUAGUGCGCAGGAACAUGGAAACUCCAGUGGGCCAAAACGUUGGGGAUGGUGAGAUAACCCCACAAACCAAUGAUUAUGUCAAGAUCAUCAUUGCCAUUAUUGCAGGCACCAUGACAGUGAUUCUGGUGAUUUUUGUUACUGCUUUAGUACGCUGCCGCCAGACACCUAGGCACAAGGUUGUCCAAAAAAACAAGCAGAAUGGCGAAUGGGUUUCUCCAAACCAAGAGAACAGGCAGAUCAAGAAAAAGAAGAAGAAGAAGAAGCGCUCUCCAAAAAGUCUCCUCCUCAACUUUGUGACUAUUGAAGAAUCUAAGCCUGAUGAUCCUGGCCAUGAGCACAUAAAUGGCACUUUAGACAUUCCUGUCGAGCUCGAAGAACAGACUAUGGGAAAAUAUAACUGGGCCACCACACCGACCACAUUUAAGCCUGACAGCCCAGACUUAGCAAAGCACUACAAGUCUGCUUCACCGCAGCCUACCUUUCAAAUUAAACCUGAGACUCCUGUACCCCCCAAGAAGCACCAUGUCAUUCAGGAACUGCCUCUAGAUAACACCUUUGUGGUGGGCUGUGACUCAAUUUCCAAGUGCUCAUCAAGCAGCUCGGACCCUUACAGUGUUUCUGAAUGCAGCUGUCAAGGAGGCUUCAAGACCCCAGGCCCCAUACACACCAGACAGCACACAAAAGAGGUGGGAAGGCCACAAACUCCUUUGAAAGAAGCACCCUUGGAGCCUUGGACUCAGCCACAGCCUCAGCGCCGUGUCACAUUUCACCUGCCAGAUGGCUCCCAGGAAAGCUGCAGUGACAGUGGGCUUGGAGACCAUGAACCCACGAGCAGUGCUAGCGCCUCGCACCCGCUGCCCCUCGGCUUCCCUCAGGACGAGUACUAUGAGCAAGCUUCGCCCAACAGCCGGACAGAGGGAGAUGGCAACUCGGACCCGGAGUCCACUAUCGAAGUAAGUCUCCAGAAAGCCCUCGCCGAAGCCUCUGAAACCUGCACGCAGGAGUGCUUGAUACUAGGCCAUUCCGACAACUGCUGGAUGCCUCCCUCAUUGACACAGUACCAGCAGUCCAGCAGCCCUUUGCCGUCGUUCGGCUUCCAGCCGGGCUGGGGCCGUGCAGCCAGGCCCGAGGGACGGCACACGCUCGGGAGGCCCCUGCCAAAGGACGACACUGACAAAGGCCAGGGUGGGCCCAGGCCCCAAUUCUACAACACCUGCGAAAGACAUUGCAAUGCCAUCAAGGAUCCCGUCAAAGUCAUCCCUCUGGCCAGCUUCGCUGCGGCGCACCAGCCCCCGGUGUCGGGCGGCAGCGCCACCUUUGUGCACGAGCACCAGCUCUGA